GUUGCGUUUGGUUGGAGGCUCUCUCGUCGAAGGGAGUUUCUUGUGAGAUCUGUUCGAUAUCUGCAUGUCGUAGUGAAAGCCAAAACUUAAAUAACUGAAAGAUUUUCAUUUUCAUAAAACAGAAAAUUCAAAAACAAAUACUCGGGAGCACAGAAAAGCGGGAAGCAAAACUUUAUACUAUUGAGCUACUGAAUUCGAGCUCUCUUUCUCUCUUGGCCUUUUAGGGUUUUGUUCUUUUUUCCGAUCACCAUGGAUAUAAGAUUUCCAUUCUCGCCGGCGGAGAUCGCCAAAGUCCGGAUGGUUCAGUUCGGCAUACUCAGUCCCGACGAGAUUAGACAAAUGUCGGUAUUACAGAUUGAGCACAGUGAGACUAUGAUGGGGGGUAAGCCGAAGCCUGCUGGUCUGAGCGACCCCCGGCUUGGUACAAUUGAUAGGAAGAUAAAGUGCGAUACUUGCACAGCGAACAUGGCUGAGUGCCCGGGUCACUUUGGUCACCUCGAGCUUGCCAAGCCAAUGUUCCAUAUCGGGUUUAUGAAGACUGUGCUUAGCAUAAUGCGUUGUGUUUGCUUCAAUUGCUCUAAAAUUCUUGUUGAUGAGGAAGACCACAAGUUUAAGCAAGCUUUGAGAAUUAAGAACCCAAAAAAUAGGCUAAAAAAGAUUUUGGAUGCUUGCAAGAACAAAACAAAAUGUGAAGGUGGUGAUGAAAUUGCUGUCCAAGGUCAAGAAUCUGAAGAACCUGUGAAGAAAAGUCGGGGUGGCUGUGGUGCUCAGCAGCCAAAGUUCUCUAUAGAUGGUAUGAAAAUGAUUGCAGAGUACAAAGCUCAAAGGAAAAAAAGCGAUGACCAGGAACAGCUUCCUGAACCUGUGGAAAGGAAACAAACACUUACUGCAGAAAGGGUUCUUAGUGUUUUGAAGAGGAUAAGUGAUGAGGAUUGUGAACUUUUAGGCUUAGAUCCCAAGUAUGCCCGCCCAGAUUGGAUGAUUCUGCAAGUCCUUCCAAUUCCUCCACCUCCCGUGAGGCCUUCAGUAAUGAUGGAUACAUCCUCGAGGAGUGAGGAUGAUUUAACACAUCAGUUGGCAAUGAUCAUAAGGCAUAAUGAGAACCUGAGGAGACAGGAGAGAAAUGGGUCACCUGCUCAUAUCAUCUCGGAGUUUGCACAGCUGUUGCAGUUCCAUAUUGCCACAUAUUUUGACAAUGAGUUGCCGGGGCUGCCUAGGGCUACACAAAGAUCAGGAAGGCCUAUUAAAUCAAUAUGCAGUAGACUUAAAGCAAAAGAAGGCCGGAUUAGAGGGAACUUGAUGGGGAAACGAGUUGAUUUUUCUGCACGAACAGUUAUUACACCUGACCCUACCAUUAACAUUGAUGAAUUGGGAGUUCCAUGGAGUAUUGCUUUAAAUCUCACAUAUCCAGAGACAGUGACUCCCUACAACAUUGAAAGGUUGAAGGAGCUUGUUGAGUAUGGGCCCCACCCCCCACCUGGUAAAACUGGUGCCAAGUAUAUCAUAAGGGAUGAUGGACAAAGGCUUGAUCUUCGUUACUUGAAGAAAAGUAGUGAUCAUCAUUUGGAGCUAGGAUACAAGGUGGAGCGCCAUUUGAAUGAUGGGGACUUUGUCCUCUUCAAUCGUCAACCUAGUCUGCAUAAAAUGUCUAUUAUGGGGCAUAGAAUCAAGAUCAUGCCUUAUUCGACUUUCCGUCUGAAUUUAUCUGUCACUUCGCCUUACAAUGCUGAUUUCGAUGGUGAUGAAAUGAACAUGCAUGUUCCUCAGUCUUUCGAAACUAGGGCUGAAGUAUUGGAGCUCAUGAUGGUGCCCAAAUGCGUUGUGUCCCCUCAGUCAAAUCGACCUGUAAUGGGAAUAGUUCAGGAUACACUAUUAGGUUGUCGUAAGAUCACAAAGAGGGAUACUUUCAUAGAGAAGGACGUUUUUAUGAACAUCUUGAUGUGGUGGGAGGACUUUGAUGGAAAAGUUCCUGCUCCUGCAAUUUUAAAGCCUCAGCCUCUUUGGACAGGAAAACAAGUUUUUAAUCUUAUUAUUCCAAAGCAGAUAAAUCUUAAUAGAACUUCUUCCUGGCACUCAGAGUCAGAAACUGGACAUAUAACUCCAGGGGAUACUUUUGUUAGAAUAGAAAAGGGAGAACUUCUUUUUGGGACUCUUUGCAAGAAGACACUAGGGACAUCUACAGGAAGUCUUAUACAUGUCAUAUGGGAAGAAGUUGGUCCAGAUGCAGCCCGCAAAUUUCUGGGUCAUACACAGUGGCUUGUUAAUUACUGGCUUCUGCAGAAUGCUUUUAGCAUUGGAAUUGGAGAUACAAUUGCUGAUGCAUCAACCAUGGAAAAAAUUAAUGAAACCAUUACCAAGGCAAAAAAUGAUGUGAAAGAACUUAUCAGGAAAGCCCAAGCAAGGGACCUAGAAGCUGAACCUGGACGAACCAUGAUGGAAUCUUUUGAAAACAAAGUGAAUCAGGUGUUGAAUAGGGCUCGUGAUGAUGCUGGAAGUAGUGCCCAAAAAAGUUUAUCUGAGAGUAACAAUCUUAAGGCUAUGGUUACUGCAGGAUCUAAAGGCAGUUUCAUUAACAUCUCACAGAUGACUGCUUGUGUGGGGCAGCAAAAUGUUGAGGGUAAGCGAAUCCCAUAUGGGUUCAUAGAUCGGACAUUACCCCACUUUACCAAAGAUGACUAUGGGCCAGAAAGUCGUGGCUUCGUAGAGAACUCAUACCUGCGAGGACUGACCCCACAGGAGUUCUUUUUUCAUGCAAUGGGUGGUAGGGAAGGUCUUAUAGAUACUGCAGUGAAGACUUCUGAAACUGGAUACAUCCAGAGGAGACUGGUGAAGGCUAUGGAGGAUAUUAUGGUCAAAUAUGACGGGACUGUAAGGAAUUCAUUAGGGGAUGUCAUUCAAUUUCUUUAUGGGGAAGAUGGAAUGGAUUCUGUUUGGAUAGAAUCCCAAAAACUGGAUUCUUUGAAAAUGAAAAAAACAGAAUUUGAUAGGGUUUUCAAGUAUGAGUUUGAUGAUGAAAAUUGGAAUCCAAAUUACAUGAUGCCAGAACAUAUUGAUGAUCUGAAAACCAUCAGAGAGUUCCGCAAUGUGUUUGAUGCUGAAGUUCAAAAACUUGAUACCGAUAGAUUUCAACUGGGAACAGAAAUUGCAACCACAGGUGAUAAUUCAUGGCCUUUGCCUGUUAACUUGAAGAGGCUUAUCCAGAACGCACAAAAGACUUUCAAGAUUGAUUACCGCAGGACAUCUGAUAUGCAUCCAAUGGAAAUAGUCGAAGCUAUUGAUAAGCUUCAGGAGAGGCUGAAAGUUGUUCCUGGUGACGACUUGUUGAGUGUAGAAGCUCAAAAGAAUGCUACACUCUUCUUCAACAUUUUGCUUCGAAGCACUUUUGCUAGCAAAAGGGUGCUGGAAGAGUAUAGGCUCACUCGUGAAGCAUUUGAAUGGGUUAUUGGUGAGAUAGAGUCACGCUUCUUACAAUCACUGGUAGCACCUGGAGAAAUGAUUGGAUGUGUUGCUGCACAAUCUAUUGGUGAACCUGCCACUCAGAUGACUCUUAAUACCUUCCACUAUGCUGGUGUGAGUGCAAAGAAUGUGACACUUGGUGUUCCCAGGUUGCGAGAAAUCAUUAAUGUGGCUAAAAGGAUUAAAACACCAUCUCUCUCUGUCUACUUAAAACCUGAAGCUAAUAAAACGAAGGAGAGAGCCAAAAAUGUUCAGUGUGCUUUGGAAUACACCACUCUGCGGAGUGUAACUCAAGCUACAGAAGUAUGGUAUGAUCCGGAUCCCACAAGCACACUGAUAGAGGAGGAUGUUGAUUUUGUCAGAUCUUACUAUGAAAUGCCAGAUGAAGAGAUCAACCCUGACAAAAUUUCUCCCUGGUUGCUUCGCAUAGAGUUGAAUCGUGAAAUGAUGGUGGAUAAGAAGUUAAGCAUGGCCGACAUUGCUGAGAAGAUCAACCUUGAAUUUGAUGAUGAUUUGACUUGCAUAUUCAAUGAUGAUAAUGCUGAAAAACUUAUCCUUCGAAUUCGUAUCAUGAAUGAUGAGUCUCCAAAAGGGGACAUGAAUGAUGAGUCUGCUGAAGAUGAUGUUUUCUUGAAGAAGAUUGAGAGUAACAUGCUGACAGAAAUGGCACUCCGUGGUAUUCCAGAUAUUAACAAGGUGUUUAUAAAGAACGGUAAAGUAAACAAAUUUGAUGAGAUUGAGGGAUUUAAACCAGAGACUGAGUGGAUGCUGGAUACAGAAGGAGUUAAUCUUUUAGCUGUCAUGUGCCAUGAAGAUGUUGAUGCAAGGAGGACAACAAGUAAUCACUUGAUUGAAGUUAUUGAGGUUCUUGGAAUUGAGGCGGUUCGUCGCUCACUAUUGGAUGAAUUGCGUGUUGUUAUAUCUUUUGAUGGAUCAUAUGUGAACUACCGGCAUCUGGCUAUCCUUUGUGACACCAUGACCUAUCGUGGCCACUUGAUGGCCAUUACUCGUCAUGGUAUUAAUCGGAAUGACACUGGACCAAUGAUGCGAUGCUCAUUUGAAGAAACUGUGGACAUUCUUCUCGAUGCUGCGGUGUAUGCUGAAAGAGAUUACUUGAGGGGUGUAACUGAGAAUAUUAUGUUAGGUCAGCUUGCACCAAUUGGCACAGGAGAUUGUUCUCUUUAUCUCAAUGAUGAGAUGUUGAAGAAUGCUAUUGAACUCCAGCUACCUAGUUACAUGGAUGGUCUUGAUUUUGGCAUGACACCAUCUCGUUCUCCAGUCUCGGGAACUCCAUAUCAUGAGGGUUUGAUGUCCCCGAGCUAUCUAUUGAGUCCAAAUCUUCGUUUGUCACCCAUCUCAGAUGCCCAAUUUUCUCCAUAUGUUGGAGGAAUGGCCUUUUCUCCUACUUCCUCUCCUGGCUAUAGUCCAUCAUCGCCAGGCUACAGUCCAUCAUCUCCCGGAUAUAGUCCUACUUCUCCUGGUUAUAGCCCUACAUCACCUGGCUACAGUCCCACCUCUCCUGGCUAUAGUCCCACUUCCCCAACCUAUAGUCCUAGUUCACCGGGUUAUAGUCCAACAAGUCCUGCCUAUUCUCCUACUAGUCCAUCGUAUUCUCCCACCUCACCCAGUUAUAGUCCAACCUCUCCGAGCUACAGUCCAACAUCUCCCAGUUACAGCCCCACAUCUCCUAGUUACAGCCCCACAUCUCCAAGUUAUAGUCCGACAUCUCCUGCAUACAGCCCAACUUCGCCUGCAUAUAGUCCAACUUCCCCUGCAUAUAGUCCUACAUCACCAUCCUAUAGCCCUACUUCUCCUUCAUACAGCCCAACAUCACCUUCGUACAGUCCCACAUCUCCGUCUUACAGCCCCACAUCUCCAUCUUAUAGCCCUACAUCUCCGUCUUACAGCCCUACCUCGCCAGCCUAUAGUCCCACUUCUCCUGGUUAUAGUCCAACUUCACCAAGUUAUAGCCCAACCUCACCCAGCUACAGCCCGACAUCUCCAAGUUACAACCCUCAAUCGGCAAAAUACAGCCCUUCACUGGCAUAUUCUCCAAGCAGUCCAAGAUUAUCCCCAUCUAGCCCUUAUAGUCCUACAUCUCCAAAUUAUAGCCCAACUUCACCAUCAUAUUCACCCACAUCUCCAUCUUAUUCUCCUUCAAGCCCCACGUACAGCCCCAGCAGCCCAUAUAACUCUGGAGUAAGCCCGGAUUAUAGCCCAAGUUCUCCGCAAUAUAGUCCAAGUGCAGGGUACUCGCCCAGUCAACCAGGGUACUCACCGUCAUCAACCAGCCAAUAUACCCCACAAACAAGUGAGAAAGAUGAUAAAGAUGACCGGAGUACUCGCUGAGGCUUGUGACUAUUUAGUAGAUUGAGACAUUGUAAAGAUUUGGUCUUGUCGGACUUUUUAAGUACAAUCACUUCGUGGGGUGGCAAAUAUCGCCACUGGAGAAAACCGCUCCCACAUUAUCCGAUGUUAAAUUUUCUUCGAGGACAAUGUUAUCGUUUCAGAUACAACUACCUAACUUCUUUUUUUUUUUUUUAAAAAAAAAAAAGAAAACUUGUGCUGUAAACCCAAUUUUUUUUUUUUUUUCCCUUUUAAAGAAAAAAGUAUUUUGUAAUACAAAUUAUAAACAGCGGGUAUCAUGGUGGUAUAGUUUAUGUGAUCAUGAAAUUAUCUUUUAAUUUCUA
Messenger RNA from Ziziphus jujuba (common jujube), 6146 nucleotides. Its product is annotated as DNA-directed RNA polymerase II subunit RPB1. Gene Ontology annotation, biological process: transcription by RNA polymerase II. The transcript has 15 exons. The coding region runs from base 250 to 5805 and encodes 1851 amino acids. Gene Ontology annotation, cellular component: RNA polymerase II, core complex. Lineage: Eukaryota; Viridiplantae; Streptophyta; Magnoliopsida; Rosales; Rhamnaceae. The record is from RefSeq and is a predicted model, not a curated record. Gene Ontology annotation, molecular function: DNA binding.